Colossoma macropomum (tambaqui) is the source of this 1230-nucleotide messenger RNA. It is a transcript of the gene anxa1a, whose product is annotated as annexin A1a. Gene Ontology annotation, cellular component: plasma membrane; cytoplasm. The transcript is spliced from 13 exons. The record is from RefSeq and is a predicted model, not a curated record. The coding region runs from base 77 to 1090 and encodes 337 amino acids. NCBI's taxonomy places the organism in Eukaryota, Metazoa, Chordata, Actinopteri, Characiformes, Serrasalmidae. Gene Ontology annotation, molecular function: calcium-dependent phospholipid binding; cadherin binding involved in cell-cell adhesion; phospholipase A2 inhibitor activity. Gene Ontology annotation, biological process: response to X-ray; keratinocyte differentiation; arachidonate secretion.
GUGUAUAUAUGAGCAGCGUCCAGCUCUCCGCUCUGAGUCUCCGCCGUCAGUCAGAGCAAACCUCGAUCUGCCCAACAUGUCCUUCAUCCACGCAUUUCUCGAGCAGACCAUCUAUCUGGGCGGGGCCGAUGACUUGUCUGUCCAGGGAACGGUGAGGCCUUUUCCUCAGUUCAGCGCCAGCGGAGAUGCUGCAGUGCUGGACAAAGCCAUCAAGGCGAAGGGUGUGGAUGAGGCCACUAUCAUCGAGGUGCUUGCAAAGAGGAGCAAUGACCAGCGGCAGCAGAUCAAAGCCGCCUAUCAGCAGGCUUCUGGCAAGCCCCUGGAUGCAGCUCUGAAGUCUGCUCUAAGUGGUGAGCUGGAGGAUGUGGUCCUGGCCUUGCUGAAGACUCCUGCCCAGUACGAUGCCCAGCAGCUCAAACUGGCCAUGAAGGGCUUGGGCACAGAUGAGGACACGCUGAUUGAGAUUUUGGCCUCCAGAACCAACAAAGAGAUCAGAGAUAUCAAAAAGGCCUACAAGGAUGAAUUCAAGAAGGAACUGGAGGACGACAUCAAGUCUGACACGAGCGGAGACUUCAGGAACGCCCUUCUGGCUCUCUGCAAGGCUGCCAGAAGUGAAGACAAAACCGUAAACGAGGACCUGGCAGACAAGGAUGCCAGGGCACUGUAUGAGGCAGGAGAGAAGAGGAAAGGCACAGACUGUGCUGUGUUCAUUGACAUCCUGACCACCAGGAGUGCUCCUCAGCUCAGGAAAGUGUUCCAGCAGUAUCAAAAGUACAGCAAGGUGGACGUGGCCAAAGCAAUCGACCUGGAGCUGAAGGGAGACAUUGAGAACUGCUUGACUGCCGUUGUGAAAUGUGCUGGAAGCAAACCUGUUUUUUUUGCUGAAAAACUCAACCUGGCAAUGAAGGGAUCCGGCUACAGAGGCAAGAUCCUGACCCGUAUCUUGGUGAGCCGCUCUGAGGUGGAUUUGGUGCAGAUCAAACAGGAGUACAAGAAGAAGUACGGCAAGACUCUCUACAAGGACAUUUUGGAUGACACCAAAGGAGACUACGAGAAGAUCCUGCUGGCCUUGGUCGGAAGCGAUGAGUAAAGACGUGUAUUCUCUCUUUCUGUCCUCAACGAAGAUGGAAGCGAGUCAAUUUCUGCUAAGUUUCUGCCAACAAACAACUUGGGAUGAAGAAGGAAUAUAAUCGAGACUUAAGUGAUGAAUAAAUCUUUUGUUCAGUGCCA